Peromyscus maniculatus bairdii (prairie deer mouse) is the source of this 4705-nucleotide messenger RNA. RefSeq names its product amine oxidase copper containing 3 (gene Aoc3). Gene Ontology annotation, cellular component: Golgi apparatus; plasma membrane; endoplasmic reticulum. Gene Ontology annotation, molecular function: quinone binding; primary methylamine oxidase activity; copper ion binding. The record is from RefSeq and is a predicted model, not a curated record. Lineage: Eukaryota; Metazoa; Chordata; Mammalia; Rodentia; Cricetidae. Gene Ontology annotation, biological process: response to antibiotic; amine metabolic process.
GGGGAGGAACUUGGAGGGGCACAGGCCUAUGGAGCGGACCCCACUCCUUACUGGUAGUGGGUUUCCAUGCACAGGCUGGAUUCCUCCCCCUUCUCUCAACCCAAACCCUGACCCAGAGAGCAGAGUCUGAUUUGGAAGCUGGAGGACAAAGCCAUGUAAGGUCUGUGGAUAUCACUGCCGCCAGCUCAGACCCGCCUCCCAGCUCCGGCUCCAGCCUCCCUGCUCCCCACCCUCAGCAAAAGCAUCAGAAAACAAAGACGUUCUGCUAGCGUCCAGACUCCUAACCAAGAGAGUCCACUUCUGCUAAAAAGCCUGUCCGUCUUCAAGAACAAUGACCCAGAAGACCACCCUGGUGCUUCUGGCAUUGGCUGUCAUCACCAUUUUUGCCUUGGUUUGUGUCUUGUUAGCCGGUAGGAGCGGAGAUGGAGGUGGCCUGGGCCAACCUCUCCAUUGUCCGUCCAUUCUUCCCAGUGCCCAGCCCUGGACCAAUCCUGGCCAGAGCCAGCUGUUUGCAGACCUGAGCCCCGAGGAGCUGACAGCUGUGAUGAGCUUUCUGACCAAGCACCUGGGCCCAGGGCUGGUGGAUGCAGCCCAGGCUCGGCCCUCGGACAACUGCGUCUUCUCAGUGGAGCUGCAGCUGCCUGCUAAGGCUGCAGCCCUGGCCCACCUGGACAGAGGGGCGCCCCCGCCCGCCCGGGAGGCGCUGGCCAUCAUCUUCUUUGGUGCACAACCCCAGCCCAAUGUGACUGAGCUGGUGGUGGGGCCCCUGCCUCACCCAUCCUACAUGCGGGAUGUGACUGUGGAGCGACAUGGUGGCCCUAUUCCCUAUUACCGGCGUCCUGUGCUAGCCAGAGAGUAUAUGGAUAUCGAGCAAAUGGUCUUCCGCAGAGAGCUGCCCAAGAUUUCUGGGCUCCUCCAUCAUUGUUGUUUCUACAAACAUGGGGGACACAACUUGCUAAAAAUGACUUCAGCCCCCCGUGGUCUGCAAUCAGGGGACCGGGCCACCUGGUUCGGUUUGUACUACAACCUCUCAGGGACUGGUUUUUACCUACACCCUAUUGGCUUGGAGCUGCUGAUAGACCACAAGGCCCUGGACCCUGCCCUAUGGACCAUCCGGAAGGUAUUUUAUCAAGGCCGCUACUUUGAGAGUCUGGUUAAUCUGGAGGACCACUUUGAGGCCGGCCAGGUAAAUGUGGUGGUGGUACCAGCCAAUGGCACCGGUGGGUCCUGGUCCCUAAAGUCCUCAGUGCCACCAGGUCCAGCUCCCCCCCUGCAGUUUCAUCCCCAGGGACCCCGCUUCAGUGUCCAGGGGAGUCGAGUGGCCUCCUCUUUGUGGACUUUCUCUUUUGGCCUUGGAGCUUUCAGUGGCCCAAGGGUCUUUGAUAUCUGCUUUAAAGGGGAGAGAGUGGCCUAUGAAAUCAGUGUCCAGGAGGCCAUAGCCCUGUAUGGUGGCAAUUCUCCAGCAGCAAUGACGACCUGCUAUAUGGACGGCAGCUUUGGCAUUGGCAAAUACUCUACCUCCCUGACCCGUGGGGUGGACUGUCCUUACCUCGCCACCUACAUGGACUGGCAUUUCCUUCAGGAAUCUCAGGACCCCAAGACACUACGCGAUGCAUUUUGUGUGUUUGAACAGAACCAGGGCCUCCCGCUACGGCGACACCACUCAGAUUACUACUCCCACUAUUUUGGGGGUGUUGCGGAGACCGUGCUCGUGGUCAGAUCUGUGGCUACCUUGCUCAAUUAUGACUAUGUGUGGGACAUGAUCUUCCACCCCAACGGGGCCAUAGAAGUCAAAUUCCAUGCCACGGGCUACAUCAGCUCAGCAUUCUUCUUUGGUGCUGGUGAAAGGUUUGGAAACCGAGUUGGGGAGCACACGCUGGGUACGGUGCACGCCCACAGUGCUCACUACAAAGUGGACCUGGAUGUGGCAGGGUUGAAUAACUGGGCCUGGGCAGAGGACAUGGCUUUUGUCCCCAUGAACGUACCUUGGAGUCCCGAGUACCAGAUACAGAGGCUGCAGGUGACCCGGAAACUACUGGAGACGGAAGAGGAGGCUGCCUUCCCCCUGGGGGGUGCCACCCCACGCUACCUGUACCUGGCCAGUAACCACAGCAACAAGUGGGGUCAUAGGAGAGGCUACCGCAUCCAGACAGUCAGCUUUGCUGGGGAGCCACUGCCUCAGGGAAGCCCCAUAGAGAAAUCCAUCAGCUGGGGGAGGUACCACUUGGCUGUGACGCAGAGGAAGGAGGAGGAGCCUGGAAGCUCCAGCAUCUUCAACCAGAAUGACCCAUGGACCCCCACUGUGGAUUUCACUGACUUCAUCAAUAAUGAGACCAUCGCUGGGCAGGACUUGGUAGCCUGGGUAACAGCUGGUUUUUUGCACAUCCCACAUGCAGAAGACGUUCCCAACACCGUGACUGUGGGGAACGGGGUGGGCUUCUUCCUCCGGCCCUACAACUUCUUUGAUGAAGAUCCCUCCAUCUACUCUGCCGACUCCGUCUAUUUCCGAGGAGACCAGAAUGCCAGUGCCUGUGAGGUCAACCCCCUGGCUUGCUUGUCCCAGACUGCCACCUGUGCGCCAGACCUCCCUGCCUUUUCCCAUGCGGGCUUUAUUCACAAAUAAGUGUCCCGUGGAUGGACAGUCUAGCCAAGGGCCCUGGGAAAAGAGGUGCGGAGAGCAGCAGCUGGCAGUGUACAGGUCUGUCUGGUUCCUUCUGUCCACACGUCUCUGAUGUCUCCUCUCUCUUGUGCUGCACUUCCUGUCUCUCUCUCCCUGCCUGGAACAUCCUGAGCAUGAUGCCCGACCCACAGGGACACUGGCCUUUGUUGAGAGCGGCUGUACUGAGUUCCUGCCUCGGGAGACGAGUAGCCUGGCUAGGAGUCUGGAGUCUAUGGGCUUUUUCAGAUGGUUCCUUUCUUCAUUUUUCUUUUUGGCUUUUAUUAAAAAAUUUACGGUCACUUUGAAGACUCUGCAAUGAGGAUAAUUCUCUAGAGACCCCAAAGUAGGGACUCCCUGAGUCUUGACCUUCCAGAGACGGGCUGUGAAGGGGACCCCUGUCCACGCUCCUUUUCACUUAAGCCUCUUCCAUCUCUCCUUCCUCUCUCCUGCCCACACCUCCUGGAUUCCUGCUUACUCUUACAUUCUGUGAUUUCCCACUCAGUCCAAAGAGACGUCUGCCCUUCGUGUCCUCUCAGCCCUGAUUUCUCAACUGCAAUCCCUUCCUUUGGCCCCGAGGCUGUGGAAAUCUCAAAGGUGCAAUGGAACGUCUUAUUGGAAAGGACCAAGCUUGUUUGUCUCCUAACAUCUACCACGUAUCAAGAGUAGGAGUUGUCCCGCGCUACAGUCCUGCUCGGCACUCGGUCUAGAGACAGCAGGUGGCUCGGAGUUGCUAGGAUUAUGACAAAUGGUUAUUUUAUUCCAUGUCUCUGCAUGACUACGUCCUCUGUGCCCUGUAGUAGCCACUUUGGGGCAGUGGAAUAGAAACCAUGUGUUGACCUCAAAGGUGAGAAACAGAAAGCCCUGAGACGCCACGCCCAAACCAAGGGCCGUCCAAUCAGAGGCAAGCAUGCAAAUGAGUAUGAGAGAGAGAGGCAUGGCUUGGUGGGACCUGCUUUUCACGGUUUCCCAUCACUGCUUGACUUUCUUGAGAUCUGGACAGGGAGGGUACAAGGAAACACCAAGUGACUGGAAACAAGGCGCAUCGUUCCCGAGCAGACUGACCAGGCCAGGCCCAUUGUGACACAGUCUUCAAGUGCAAUCCAACUAAGCUAAAAACUGUUAGAUGCCAUUCCAUGUGAGUAGGAAGUAACCUUCAGAGGGAAGGGGCAUGUAGAAAUGUUUACGGUUCAUUCCCAGCUCGUGUUUUUAAAGGGAGGAGAAUAUAGAGGGAUGUGAUGGUGCACAGCUGUCAUCCCAGACUCCAUGCUGGGGGCUUGACUGAGCUACACAGUGAGACCUUAUCUCACAAAACCGAGGGCUAGAAGUGUGGCUCAGUGGUAGAGUACCCGAGGCACAGCUAUUUUGUUUCGUGUUUUUGUUUUUCUUUUAUCUUUUUUUGUUUUUUUUUAAAGAAAGAUUUCUUUGUGCAACAGCCUUGGCUAUCCUGGAACUUGCUUUGUAGACCAGGCUGGGUGGAACUCACAGAGACCCACCUGCCUCUGCCUCCCAAGUGCAAGGAUUACUGGCAUGUGCCACCACUGCCUGGCUCCGAGGCACAGCUUUACAAUAGAUAGAUAUAUUUUUUUGCCCAUCAUGUACAGGGUCUUGGGCUUAAUUCUCAGCACUGCUAAAAAUGAGAGAAAGGCACCCGAGAGAUGGCGCAGUGGUUAAGAGUGGAUACACUGUUCUUGCAGGGGACCCAAGUUCGGUUUCCAGCAUCACGACUACCUGUAACUCCAGCUCCAGGAGAGCCAAUGUCCUCUUCAUGGGGACCUAUACUCAGGCACAUACCCCCCCCACACAGACACAUACAUAUAAAGAGAAAUAAAAGAAUACUUUAAAGACCAAAGAAAAACUAAAAGCGAGGAGGUUAUAUGUGCAUAUUUGUUUAUUUCUGCAUUGAGAAGUGAGGAACACCAGUUACCUCCGGGGAGGAGAUGGGUGAGAGCAGACACUGGGUACUGCAUGCCAUUCUGGGAACAUACUGAAUUUUGAACCAUGUGACUAUAUUGCUUCAUCAAAAUAAAUAAGUGGGCCCGAUCAUGA